UUUCCAAGAUCAUUUCUCGUCACACCUUAGAUUCAAACAAAUACUUUAUUAUAAAACCCUAAACAAUAUUAGCCGAUGCUGUUCAUGACUAAUAUAAAACCCUUCCAAUACUAUAUUAUAGUGCAGAUGCAAUGCAUCAUUAAUUACAAAUUAUUAAACUAAACAUCAUCUGUCUCUCGACUCUGCUAUAUAAAGAAGAUCAUUUACGUUACGUACAUAUCCUAAAGCUAAUUAAACCAACCAGAAUACAUAAACACAUAUAUAUCUCCGACAAUGUCUCGUACAGGCGAAAGCUCCUCAGGCUCUUCCUCCGACAAGACCAUAAAACUGUUCGGCUUCGAACUCAUCAGCGGUGGUAAUCGUUCCCCGGAUGUCACGACGGCGGAUAGCGUAAGCUCUUCAACGAAGAAGACGACGUCGUUCACAGCGAAAAGACUCGAGUGCCAAUACUGCGGCAAAGAGUUUGCAAAUUCUCAAGCCUUGGGUGGUCACCAAAACGCUCACAAGAAGGAGAGGUUGAAGAAGAAGAGGCUUCAGCUUCAAGCUCGACGAGCCAGCAUCGGCUAUUAUCUCACCAGCCACCAACAACCCAUAACGACGUCAUUUCAGAGACAGUACAAGACGCCGUCAUAUUGCGCGUUCUCUUCCAUGCAUUUGAAUAGUCAGAUGGGUUUGUUCAACGAGGAGUGGUCGUCCAUGUCGUCGCAGAUUAGCUUUGGUAAUAAAGACACUUCUCAAGAUUUUAGUGAACAAAAUGGUGAGAUGGGUAAGAUGUACGGUGCGAGACAAAACAUGAUUCAGUUCCAGAGAGAUCUGACUUCUCGUUCUGAUUCGAAGAGAAGCAUUAACCCGCUGGAUCUUCAUCUAGGUUUUGCCGGUGAUACGGCAUAAUAUCCAUAUGAUUUAAAAUGUAUACUGGUGAUGUAUUUUAUUGCAGAAAAAAAAACGAGACAUAGUAUACUUGAUGAACUUUGAGUUUUAUUAAUUGGUUUAGGUUUAUAUAUGUUUUAAAUUCAUUUAAGCAAGUGAGUUGAAGAUUUUUUUUUAUUGAUAAUCUCAAA
Raphanus sativus (radish) is the source of this 1061-nucleotide messenger RNA. RefSeq names its product zinc finger protein 5-like. The coding region runs from base 274 to 891 and encodes 205 amino acids. The record is from RefSeq and is a predicted model, not a curated record. The transcript has a single exon. Lineage: Eukaryota; Viridiplantae; Streptophyta; Magnoliopsida; Brassicales; Brassicaceae. Gene Ontology annotation, cellular component: nucleus. Gene Ontology annotation, molecular function: DNA-binding transcription factor activity; transcription cis-regulatory region binding. Gene Ontology annotation, biological process: cytokinin-activated signaling pathway; trichome morphogenesis; gibberellic acid mediated signaling pathway.